Molecule: messenger RNA, 1539 nt
Organism: Cherax quadricarinatus
Lineage: Eukaryota; Metazoa; Arthropoda; Malacostraca; Decapoda; Parastacidae
Source: RefSeq, a predicted model, not a curated record
AUGUCAGAGAAAUUCCCUCCUAAAGAAGAGAGAGAAUAUCCUUGUCCAACCUGUGGAAAAGUAUUUACUCAUCCAAGUUCCCUCAUCUAUCAUCGUGAUUCUACCCACAAUAAUGGACGCAUGUUUGUCUGUCACUUGUGUGGGUCUGCAUUCAAGCAUAAACAACUUCUUCAGAGACAUUACAGUGUUCAUUCUGAAGACAGACCAUUUCCUUGUGAGGUGUGUUGUGCAGCAUUCAAGACUAGAGGUAAUCUCUACAACCAUAUGAAUACUCACACUGGUCUCAAGAAGUUUACUUGUGAAAUAUGUGGCAAACAGUUUAAUCAUCUGACUUCUUUAACCUUACAUGUGAGGUCACACACAGGUGAAAAGCCAUUCAAAUGUGAUUAUUGUGGGAAGAGAUUUACUCAAAAUGGUAACCUUCAGGAGCACAAAAGGAUUCACACAGGAGAAAAACCAUACUGUUGUACUACUUGUCGCAAAAAAUUUACAACCUCUUCACAGUUCAAACUUCAUAUGAGACGUCACUCUGGAGAGAAAUCUUUCUUCUGUUCGUACUGCAACAAGUCCUGUUUGAAUCGAGAAGCCUGGCAGACACAUGAAAAGAAACAUACUGGAGAUAAGCCAUAUGUCUGUGAAGUUUGCAAUAAAGGUUUCACAGAACAAUACACUAUGAGAAAACAUCUACGAAUGCAUACAACUGAGAAGCCAUACGUUUGCAAUAUGUGUGAAAAAUCCUUCAGUGGGCCAGCCAGCUUACUCAAACAUCGCAAGUGUCACUGUGAGGCAGAAACUUGGCUGUUAUCGGAUCCAUCAACUAUUGAUCAGCUGGAAGGGGAUCAUCGGAUCAUUUAUAUUCUUUCUGAGAAGGAUGAGGGUGAUGCAACAAUUGCAGCACUACAAGCUGUGAAAACUGAAGUUGCGGAAGAGUCUCAGUUGGAGAACAUCACAGAUGGAACAACACAAAUGAUUCAACUAAAUCCAGACAGUCCAACAUUGCAGGGCUUCACACUUUCACCAUACAACCACAAAUCCACUGCCACAACUGUCAUGCUUCAGCAAGGAGCUAAUCAAGAAACAGAUACUAGACAAAUUCAAAUUUGUACUAAUGAAGAUGGACAGUCUGUUAUUCCAGUUAUCAAUUCAUCUGGAGAAACAAUUGCUGAAGUUCAAGGACACUUCCUCUCUGGUGUAAGUUUUAAAGUCAAUGUAAAAAGUUAUUUAGAGGAGAAAAACCUGCCUCUGAAGGCCCUCCUCAUAAUGGACAAUGCUCCAGCUCGCCAUCCAAGUUUGCAGGACUAUGUGCUGCCGGAGUUUGACUUCACCACUGUAAAGUUUCUCCCCCCUAACACAACUCCUCUCAUUCAGCCAAUGGAUCAGGAGGUCAUCGGUAAUUUCAAGAAACUCUACACUAAAUCACUAUUCCAAAGAUGCUUUGAAGUGACCUCUGACACAGAGUUAACCCUGAGAGUUUUGAAAAGAUCACUUUACUAUCACCCAUUGACAAAGCCUGGCAGGAAGUUUCAUACAGAACAAUGA